Messenger RNA from Nicrophorus vespilloides, 974 nucleotides. It is a transcript of the gene dpr7, whose product is annotated as lachesin. Bases 190 to 792 code for a protein of 200 amino acids. Gene Ontology annotation, biological process: synapse organization. The transcript has 4 exons. The record is from RefSeq and is a predicted model, not a curated record. NCBI's taxonomy places the organism in Eukaryota, Metazoa, Arthropoda, Insecta, Coleoptera, Silphidae. Gene Ontology annotation, cellular component: neuron projection membrane.
CUUCCAGCAGCUGGCAGUUUGGUCGGCGUGUCGGAGGUGAAAUUGCGAUACCAGGAGCAUCCCGGCAAGUUAUCGGUCGAACGACCCUAUUUCGAUGAUAUUGGACCCAGGAACGUGACUGCAGUGGUUGGCCAAUCGGCUCUUCUCAAUUGCAGAGUCAAGCAUCCUGGCGAUCGGACCGUGUCCUGGAUGCGCAAGAGGGACCUGCACAUCCUCACGUCCGGCAUCCACACGUACACAGGAGAUGGAAGGUUCAGCGUCAGACAUCCCGAACAUAGCGAUGACUACGAUCUGCGUAUUGAGUAUGUCCAGAAAAGGGACGCCGGCGUCUACGAAUGCCAAGUGAAUACGGAGCCCAAGAUCAACAUGGCCAUUAUGCUCAAUGUCGAAGAUGCUCAGGCGACGAUCUCAGGACCUGCAGAGGUUUUCGUGAAGAAGGGAAGCACGAUCUCGUUGACGUGCUCCGUGAAUGUCCAUUCGACGCCGCCGUCGAGCGUUUUAUGGUACCACGGGUUGGCCGUCGUCGACUUCGACUCGCCCAGGGGUGGCAUCAGCCUCGAAACGGAGAAGACGGAAGCCGGAACGACCAGCAAGCUUCUGGUUACGAAAGCCCUGCUCUCGGAUUCCGGAAAUUACACCUGCAUGCCGUCCAACGCUAGUCCCGCUUCGGCCACGGUCCACGUACUCAAUGGCGAACACCCGGCGGCGAUGCAGACCAGCAGAGCAGUCCUGAGCAGGCAAAUGGUUGUCCUGGUGACCGUCUCCCUGUUCCUCGUCACCGUAGUCAGAUGAUCGAAUCAAUUCUAAUCACCCAGCAAGAAGCAUCCCCCCAGAUACAGAGAGAUAAAGAUGAUCUAAAAACCAAACUACAACAACAACAAAAAACAACAACAACAACAGCAACAAAAUAAUAAUGAUCUAGCGUUUAUUAUAGCAAGGACGAGUACCAAUCCAAAAAAUAAAAAUAAAAUGGG